AUGCCUGUUUUCAUUUUGUUUGACGGAAUAAUUGAUCCAAUCGAUUAUGUGUACCAUAUUCAGUUGAAGAUGGCUCUGAAUAUGGAAAAUGAUUCCCUAAUGUGCAAGUGUUUUCCCACCAGUUUAGCUAGACCAACAUUCAACUGGUUCAAAAACCUGCCGAGGGGCUCAGUGGACAGUUUCCAAAGCUUGUGUGAUCGGUUCAUAAGCCAAUACUAUGGAAAUAAGCGCCCGACAAAGGAUAUCUCGAGUCUGUUCACGAUGAAGCAGCAUGAAGACGAGCGUCUCCAAGCUUUUCUUACUAGGUUCAACCUCACUAAGAGCAUAGUGAUUGAAUGCCAUCCUUCUACAGUUGUCCAAGCAUUCAAGCUAGCAAUGAACCGAGUUUCGACGGAAGAGAAGUACAGAGCGAAGAUCAGACAAAAACAAGUUCAACCACAACGCCAGACUUCCUGGAAGGCAGAGAAGAGGCCUCGAGAAGAAGAGCUGAUCACUCCACUUAAAGUUACUCUCGCAAGGCUGUACCCAGAAAACAAAGAUAAGUUUCGCUCUCCCUUGCCAAUUAGACAACAUCUUGAGCAAAGGAAUCAGUCUAAGCAUUGUGCUUUUCAUAGCAACUUUGGUCAUUAA
Messenger RNA from Cornus florida, 630 nucleotides. RefSeq lists its product as uncharacterized. Bases 1 to 630 code for a protein of 209 amino acids. The transcript is spliced from 2 exons. Lineage: Eukaryota; Viridiplantae; Streptophyta; Magnoliopsida; Cornales; Cornaceae. The record is from RefSeq and is a predicted model, not a curated record.